CCGGGACCCCCCUCGAUGUCACCUGAGGGGCCGGGACACACCCCACAGUGACCCCAAGUGAGCCGGGACCCCCCGCAGUUGAGUCCAGGUGGGCCGGGACCCACACCCUUAAUGAGUCCUGAGGAGCUGGGACUCACCCUCCCAAUGUCACCCGAGGAGCCUGGACCGGCCCCUGGUGAGCCCAGGCAGCGCCGCCCCCCCCGCCCCCCCCAGGACCGGCCCACGGUGCUGACCCGCGUGGAGGGGGGGCCCCCCCGGCGCACACAGGUGCCGCCCGAGGGGGGGUCGUGCCCCCCCCUGCUGCACGUGCCCCACCCCGGGGUGUUGGUGAUGCGGCCGCGGCUCCCCCCGGCACACGGUCUCCCCGGGUUCGAGUGGGGUCCCAAAGACCCCCCCGGCCGGGACCGGGACCCUUCGCCCUCCCCCGCCGGCAGCGACCCCCCCCCGCCGCCCCCCGGGGCCGCGCAGCCCCCCAGGGCCCCCCGGUGCGAGCCCGGGGAGGUGGCGCAGUGUCUGCGGCAGCUGGAGAGGAUCCAGGAGCUGGAGCAGCAGCUGGCCCGGGAGCGGCACCGCCUGGGGCUGCUGCAGGCACAGCUGCUGAGGAGGGGCCCCCCCGGGAAGGGCCAGGCUGGGCCCCCCCCAAUUUGGGGCCCCCCGGCCCCCCCCGAGGCAGGGGGGGACCCCGAGAUGCCGCUGACCCCCCCCGGGCACCCCUGGGAGCACGGGGGGCUCUGCCCAGAACUGGAGUAUUAUCGGCUCAGCACCGCCCGGCCCCCCUACACCUACGCCACGCUCAUCCGAUGGGCGAUCCUGGAGGCCCCGCAGCGGCAGCGCCCCCUGGCGGAGAUUUACCACUGGUUCAGCCGCCAUUUUGGGUUCUUCCGGCACAACACCCGGACAUGGAAGAACGCCGUGAGGCACAACCUGAGCCUGCACAAGUGCUUCGUGCGGGUGGAGGCGGCCAGAGGAGCCGUGUGGACGGUGGACGAGGCCGAGUUCCGCAGGAAACGGGGCCAGCGCUACCCCAGGGACUGUGACCUCAAGUGCUUUGUGCCCCCACGGCGCUGAGGGGGGACCCCAAACAUCCGGGAGGGGCAUGGGGGGGUCCCCCAAAGCCCCCCAAGAGGAACGUGAGACCCCAAAACCCCAAAGGAAC
Molecule: messenger RNA, 1156 nt
Organism: Chiroxiphia lanceolata (lance-tailed manakin)
Lineage: Eukaryota; Metazoa; Chordata; Aves; Passeriformes; Pipridae
Product: forkhead box protein P3-like
Biological process (GO): regulation of transcription by RNA polymerase II
Cellular component (GO): nucleus
Molecular function (GO): RNA polymerase II cis-regulatory region sequence-specific DNA binding; DNA-binding transcription repressor activity, RNA polymerase II-specific
Source: RefSeq, a predicted model, not a curated record